AUGUACCAGCAGGUGGCUGCAUUCAUGGCAAUGAUUGUGGGCAUCCACACUGUCAGUUUGCGGAUCCAGGACUGCAGACACAGGCCCAGCUGCUGCCCCAUCAAAGAGCAGGAUCCUCCCGAGGAGUGGCUGAAGUGGACUACUGUGUCCCUGUCUCCUCCAGAGCCUCCUAGCCUUACCCACCACCCAGAAUCCUGCAGGUCGAGUGAAGACGGACCCCUCAACAGCAGGGCCAUCUCCCCCUGGAGAUAUGAGUUGGACAGGGACUUGAACCGGCUUCCCCAGGACCUGUACCACGCCCGCUGCCUGUGCCCACACUGCGUCAGCCUGCAGACAGGCUCCCACAAGGACCCCCUGGGCAACUCGGAGCUGCUCUACCACAACCAGACGGUCUUCUACCGGCGGCCAUGCCACGGCCAGCAUGGUGCCCAACGUAGCUACUGCCUGGAGCGCAGGCUGUACCCUGUGUCCUUGGCCUGCGUGUGUGUGCGGCCCCGUGUGAUGGGCUAGUCACGCCUGCCACCUGCCUGAGGCUGCUCCUUGGUUGGCACAACUGGAAAUGAAUGGACAGUGACCUUGCCACUGUGAGCCAGAGUACCUGGAUUCUCAGUCCCUCCAAGGCACUGCCUGGAGCAGCAAGACCCUGAGAUAGGACAGUGGUCUGAGGAAGAAACUACCUGUCUGCACUUUUUGAAAGCACUUUCGGAAGGCAGCAGCUGCACCUUCUGCUACUGAAAUCUGGUGUCCUGGCGUUUUCUCCCAGAAAAGGUCUGCAAAGCUCUGCCCAUUUCUGGAGGCCACACAUCUGUCCCCCUCUCUCCUCCCGUCUGCAGCUGCCCUGCCCAGCACAGGCACUUUCUUGAUAUUUUUCCAUUUUGCCCCUCAUUUCAUUCAUUCAUUCAUCAUCAAACACUCAGUGAAUCCUACUUGCCUGCAUCCUGGUGUAGUUACUAGGCCUUUGACACGAAUCAAUUCUGAGGAAAAAGCUGUUAUUGAACAUAGAGAGAUUUAUCCCAAUAAAUAUCUGUGUUUUAAAA
Molecule: messenger RNA, 1037 nt
Organism: Cavia porcellus (domestic guinea pig)
Lineage: Eukaryota; Metazoa; Chordata; Mammalia; Rodentia; Caviidae
Gene: Il25
Product: interleukin 25
Exons: 3
Coding region: 1-510 (169 amino acids)
Cellular component (GO): extracellular region
Molecular function (GO): cytokine activity
Source: RefSeq, a predicted model, not a curated record